Molecule: messenger RNA, 2333 nt
Organism: Lutzomyia longipalpis
Lineage: Eukaryota; Metazoa; Arthropoda; Insecta; Diptera; Psychodidae
Gene: Ir68a
Product: glutamate receptor ionotropic, kainate glr-3
Exons: 3
Coding region: 66-2162 (698 amino acids)
Cellular component (GO): membrane
Molecular function (GO): glutamate-gated receptor activity
Source: RefSeq, a predicted model, not a curated record
UAUAAAGAGCUGAGUUAAAGGUUUCUUUAUUUCAAUGUACUGUAAGUUGUUGAGAAUCCUUUACAAUGAGAGUUACUAAUCUUCUCUUCUUAUAUCUAAUUUCUUGGGGACUGUGUAAGGGUUCCAAAGAAAAUAUAUUCAAUAAAUUCAAUCUUCAUGAUGGUCUUGAUACCCUAACAACAAGUAUUCUAUCCAAACUCGACCCGAAAGUUUGUUUUGCCAUUCUCACUGAUCGACAAUACUACGAUAUCCUUCGUGAGAGUAUUUUUAUGAGUGGCACAGAAAGUUAUCCAGUGUAUCUUGUCUUGGUGAGUGAUUCUGAUGAUCUCCUCUCACCCAACUACAGAACCGUUCGUAUGCUUCAAGAAAUGCGUCGCGUCGACUGUGGAGUUUAUGUAAUUUAUCUUGCAAAUGGUAUUCAAAUGGAGAGAUUUUUUCGUUUCGGCGAUAAAUAUCGUCUACUGAGUAGCCAUGCCAAGUACGUCCUACUACAUGAUUAUCGGCUCUUCACGAAAAAUAUGCAGAAGAUUUGGAAGAAGAUAAUCAAUGUGAUUUUUGUGCGUCAAUUUCAUCCACAGAAAAGACAUAUUACUAGCAAUACAACUUGGUCUUGGUUUGAGCUCACAACAGUUCCCUUCCCGCCACCACUAAAAGAGAUUUUUGUUCCCAAGAGAGUUGACUUCUGGCAAGAUGGUCACUUCCUACGGCGUUCAAGACUCUUUGAGGAUAAAACGCACAAUCUUGACGGUCAGGUGCUCAGAGCAGCUUUGUUAGAACAUGUGCCGGCUAUAACGAAAAAUUUCAAGAACGAGAAUGACACCAAUUCUGGUGCUACAUUUGGAGGUGUCGAAGUUGAGAUGAUAAAAGCUCUUUCACAAGCUCUUAAUUUUCGUAUUGAAUUCUACGAAUCUCCACAACCAGAAAUCGAAAAGUGGGGUCGUUAUCAAUACAACGGAAGCUUCAGUGGACUCCUCGGGGAGAUUGUGUCGUCUCGAACAGAUUUUGCACUCGGAGACUUUCACUAUACUCGAUAUCAUCUUGUUUUAAUGGACCUUAGCAUACCUUAUGACACAGAAUGUCUCACAUUCCUCACACCUGAAAUACUUGCUGACAAUUCUUGGAAGACCCUCAUACUACCAUUUAGUUCUGAAAUGUGGAUAGGAGUUUGUAUUUCUCUCCUUCUUGUGGGAUCAAUCUUUUUCAUUCUAUCUACAUCCUACAUCUACAUACAUGACAAAUUGAUCACGAAGAGUUCACCUAAGAAGACUUUUUGCAUCAAUAAUCUCAACCUACAGACAAAUGCCGAAAAGAAUUCUCAUUUAAAAGAUGGAACAAAAGAUGUAUCAACGAAAUACGAGAUUCGAAGAUCAAAGGACAUCUUUGAUGAUUUCUCAAAUUGUAUCCUAUACACCUACAGUAUGCUUCUUCUUGUCUCUUUACCAAGAUUGCCUAAGGCAUGGGCUAUAAGACUUCUUACCGGAUGGUAUUAUAUAUAUUGUAUACUCUUAGUUGUAGCCUAUAGAGCAAGUAUGACUGCUAUUCUAGCUAAUCCCGUAGCCAGACUAACUAUAGAUACAAUGGAUCAGUUGGCCAAAAGUAAACUAGGUGUUGGUGCUUGGGGAACGGAAACAAAGAAAUUCUUUCUUACAUCCCUAGAUGAAACUAGUCAAGCUAUUGGAGAACGCCUCGAGGAGAUCACUAGUGCUGAUGAGGCUGUGGAAAAAGUUGCCAAGGGUAUGUAUGCCUUCUAUGAGAAUGAGCACUUCUUGCGCAAGCUUCGCUCGGAACGCAAUCAAAAUACAGAUCAACAGAUAUUACACAUUAUGAGAGACUGUGUCAUUCAUAUGCCUAUUGCCCUUGGGCUCCAAAAAAAUUCACCUCUUAAAUUGACUACGGAUAAGUACGUGAGGUGGAUAACGGAAACGGGACUCGUGAAGAAAUGGUUAAGUGAUACAAUUGAGGAAUUUGCAUCUAGUGUGGAACCACAACCAGAGGGUGCCAUAGUAAAUCUCAAAAAAAUGACUGUGGCCUUUGUUGCUCUAGGCAUUGGGUAUCUUCUUGCAACAUUAUCCCUUAUAGGGGAGAUAAUCUAUUUCAAAUGUAUAACACAAAAACAUCCUCUCUAUGACAAAUGUAACCUGGCCAAGUACUAUGAAAAAUAAUAUGCUCGCAGAUGAACUCACCUCGAUGCGUUCCCAAACAACCUGGGAACGUGGUCGGAGAUGCUGUAAGUAGUCGUAAUCAUCAUCAAAGUAGAUACCGAACUUUGCUUGUUCCUCUUUACGCUGUUAAAACAAAAUAAAGGGUAAAAUAAAUAGAAUGUUUAAACAUAA